AAGUUGUCACCCUUGAUCAUAUUGCCAACCUUUUUACCAUGUUACAUGGUCAAAAUUGCCAACUUAUAUUCCAGAGGGCGCUGAUUACACUCGUGCUGCUUAUCAUACUCUCUGGUCAGCUGUUGUAUCCAUUUUUUGUUGUGAGAUCAGAUUCAGGGACCUGAACCACUGAACUUCAGGUUGUGAUGGCGGCAUUAAUACGGAAGGGUACUUAUUUUGGGGCUACCCAACGGCAGUGGGCGGUCACUCAACAAUUAGUAAGAAAUUAUUGGAACAAAGACUGGAAACCUGGUCCUAUCCCAACUACCCGAGAAGGAGAAGAAGCUGCUGCCAAAAAGUUUGGCCUCCAUCCAUCAGAAUACAAACCUUAUCCAGAUGAUGGUCUAGGAUUUGGUGAAUAUCCUCAAUUGCCAAAUGUCUCUGGUGAAUCAAAAGAUCCUUACUAUCCAUGGGAUUUUCCAGAACAUAAAAGAAAUUUCAAUGAACCGCUUCAUCUUCAAGCUGACAUGUAUGGUGAAGAUAGGUUUGAUGUCAAUUCAAAUCCACCAAUUAAUAAGUGGCUUCAGUUGGGAACAUUCCUUGCUGUGGUACUGGGUGCUUGGGCAAUUUUUAAAGGAACUAAUAAUAUUCGAAUAGUUCCACCUGUGAUGCCAAAGCAGUAUCCUCAAUCAGGAGUAAAGCAUUACACUUUUGAAUCUCCUGAGUGAAUGAUAUGACCAUGUGUCAUUAUUUGUAGAUGUACAUUUGUAUUAUAAAUUGUUAAUUUUUGUGCAUCAGUAUUUGAGAGCACAAUGUCUUCAGUAAAAACUGGAUUAAAAUUAUUAAAUAACUAUGUUUUGUUUCUUAAAUGAAGAGAAAUGUGUCCCUAUGAGUUAAAAAGGAUUUGUAGUAUCUAUAGAAAUGUAAUUGGAUUGUCUUAUGUGAUUAAAAUAAUUUCCUUUUUUUAAAUCUCGCAUGGCUAUUUAGACAAUAUAAAAAAAACUAAAAUAAUUUUUACAAUUUUUUGUCUGUCAGUCUUUGACUGGGCCAAUUUUUGGGACAAGAAAAUCAAUUUUAAUGGGGUUUUCACUGAAAUGGAGUGUGCUUUUGUUGAGCAUCAUUUGGGCUAUGUAGAUGGACAGAUGGAAUGAAUCAGGACGUGAGGACGCAGUUUGGAGUGAGCAGCAAAGUACAGGGAGCACUGGAAGCGUAUAGUUGGCAACACAUGAACUGUAGUGUUUCCAGAAUAGAAAAAAGUAAUUUAGGCUACUUUUUUCAGUAAUUAUUUACUAUUAUAUGAAAAAUCUUGAAAAAAAAGAUUUUUUAAUGCAAAUUAUAGCUUUAAUCUGGUAGUGAAAUUUGGUACACAUGAUUAUCAAAGCAAGAGAAAGACUACCUAGAUGAGAUUGUGUACAAACUCACCCUAUUUUCCUUCCCUACCCCAUAAACAAAAUUAAGUGUGCAAUCUUACAGUUGAUAGUGAAUAUGUUAAAAAUGGUGAGGAAAUCUUCUAAAACGAAUUAAAAAGUUUCUGAAAAACCGUAAUAUUACUUUUCUUCCCAGGAGAUGAUGGGUGUGGACAUCGACUGAUGUCAGGUUUGAGUCCUGACGGUGGCAGAUACUUUGUUACCUUGUCAGCUAUAUGGAAUUCAAUCGUCAUAGUUUUCCUUGGUUUCUCCAAUCAACACCAGGCGAAUGCCGGAGCAGUACCCUAGAAGGGCCAUGGACCACGUGCGAUCUUUCCUACCUCUCUUUUCCUAUCCUCUCCCCUUGCACACACACACGCGCACACACUUACACUAACACUCACUACAUCAGCACAUAUGCCGAGAGAUCAGUCACGAACUUACAGCUUGUCUUGGCUGGUGC
Messenger RNA from Gryllus bimaculatus (two-spotted cricket), 1848 nucleotides. The record is from the annotation of a GenBank genome assembly. Lineage: Eukaryota; Metazoa; Arthropoda; Insecta; Orthoptera; Gryllidae.